This is a messenger RNA of Solea senegalensis (Senegalese sole), 1471 nucleotides long. RefSeq names its product nucleoporin 43 (gene nup43). Gene Ontology annotation, cellular component: nuclear pore outer ring. Gene Ontology annotation, molecular function: protein binding. Bases 135 to 1253 code for a protein of 372 amino acids. The record is from RefSeq and is a predicted model, not a curated record. The transcript has 8 exons. Lineage: Eukaryota; Metazoa; Chordata; Actinopteri; Pleuronectiformes; Soleidae.
AAACCUCUGCGCUACCGUAGUUGAUUUGCAGGCGCGUAUCUCGGAUCUCCUGGUCCUGGCUACGAAUGCUAAGCUAGUGUCAGCUAAAGUCUUUUAAAUCUAAAGUACCUGAGCCUGUUUCCUUUUUCUUUUUAAUGGAGAGUGUCAAUGCUAAAUACGUGUCCCAGAAAAUCAGUAAAACCAGAUGGAAACCAGUAUCACAUUCGACUCUGCAGCAGCCGGACAUCUUUGCGACCGGCUCGUGGGACAAUGAGAACAACAAGCUAUCCCUCUGGUCCAUUGGGAACCAUGGAAGUCCUGGCAUGGAUGAUGGUUUUGAAGGAGAACCACAGCUUUUAUGUGAACACAAGCAUGAUGGAGAUGUUCUAGACCUUCAGUUUUUGGAUCAAGACAGAAUCGUCACAGCAUCGUCGACUGGAGCCGUCAGCAUCUACCGCCACCACCCAAACAGUCAGACAAUAUCUGUUUCUCAGCACUGGGCGAGAACACAUCGCUACCCAUGUGACAACGCCCCCUGUACUGGUGUGGUGUGCAGCAGCCCCGAGAUCGUCUCGGUCGGUGAAGACGGCAGGAUCAUCGUCUUCAGAGCCGACCAGGAAGGAGUGAUUCGAACCAUAGAAAACGCAGACAGCAGCACGAUUCACGCUGUGACGUACCUGAGGACAACAGAGAUUUUGACAGUGAACUCUAUCGGCCAACUCAAGCUGUGGGAUUUUAGACAACAGAGCAACUCACCAUCACAGAUUCUCUCCCUGUCAGGAGAUAGAGUUCCUCUACACUGUGUGGACAGACAUCCAAACCAGCAGCACAUUGUGGCCACAGGAGGCCAGGACGGCAUGCUCUGUGUCUGGGAUGUGAGACAAGGCAACGCUCCCUUCUCACUCAUGGAGGCACACUCUGCUGAAAUGUGGGAGGUCCACUUCCACCCAACCAACCCAGACCAUCUGUUCACCUGCUCAGAGGACGGCUCGCUGCUGCACUGGGAAACAUCCUCACCUUCAGACAUGCCCUCCUUCCUACAAGGUGGCAGGAACAACAGUAUGGUGUCUCGCAGUGCGAUGGCUCCAGCUGGAGGCAACCAGUCGCUCAUCAGCGCCUGGUUGAGCGGAGACACCAGUAAAGCCCGCCUGGAAACCACUCACAUGCUGCCCAGCCAGACGCUGUCGGUCAACAGCAUGGACGUGCUUGGACAGUGUCUCGUCUGUGGGACUGACGAAGAGGCUAUUUUUGUCAACAGACAGAUCCCAGUUUGAAAGAGUUAUAUGGUCAAAAAUGUGUAUUUACUCUCUCAGUGUAAUUUUUUUUCUGUUAUGUUUCUUACAUGUUUGUUUUUGUUUGUUCAUGCAUCCAAGGAUCAUCUUCACUCAAGGACUUUGUAAACCAUUCCCAGCAGAGUAUUUUAAUUCAGCAGUACUUUUCAUAUGGAUGUGUGUUAAUGUUUUGAAAUAAAUAAAAAGCACUAAACGACAAA